This is a messenger RNA of Xiphias gladius (swordfish), 1096 nucleotides long. RefSeq names its product protein c-ets-1-B-like. The transcript is spliced from 7 exons. Gene Ontology annotation, molecular function: sequence-specific DNA binding; DNA-binding transcription factor activity, RNA polymerase II-specific. Bases 17 to 1096 code for a protein of 359 amino acids. Gene Ontology annotation, biological process: regulation of transcription by RNA polymerase II; cell differentiation. The record is from RefSeq and is a predicted model, not a curated record. Gene Ontology annotation, cellular component: nucleus. NCBI's taxonomy places the organism in Eukaryota, Metazoa, Chordata, Actinopteri, Istiophoriformes, Xiphiidae.
UCCCUCACACACUGGGAUGGACUGCAAUACUUACGAGCUGGAAACCCUGGACGUCCCUCCUCUUACCCCGACCAGUAAGGAGGUCCUCAGCCAGGCAGUGAAGGCCAGUUUUGCUGGCUUCACCCAGGAGAGAAUCAACCAUCACUUUCCACAGGAUCCUACCUUGUGGUCUGAGUGGGAGGUGAACCACUGGCUGGACUGGUGCCAGGCUGAGUUUGGUCUCCACUGCAUGGGCUCAGACCUGAGAGGCCUGCAGGGUAUUGAGCUGUGUGGUCUGGACCGAGAUGCUUUCCUGGGCCUGAUGUCCGACUGCACUGCGGGGGAGAUCCUGUGGGAACAUCUGGAGACAAUGAGGAGAGACUAUGUUCAGGAGCUUUCGGACAAACAAAGUUACCAUAUUGAGUAUCAUCCCACUGAAAGGAUAGACCUCCACACUCUUGACCUUGUGACUGUACAACAUCAAGACUGCUAUCUGAUCGAAACAGAAGAUCCCAGCAGGAGCAAGGCCUCUCCUGCUCUGCGUCACGAAACAGGAGGAAAUGUGGAGACAGACUCAGAAGUAGAAAUUGCUCACAGUGACGAUUCUGACAUUGUGGGCUCCCUAUCAUGGACUGCUCCACUCCAGGAUAUAGACCCAGUCAUGGAAGAGACCAUGUCUGAAGAUGUCUUUACUUUACCACAGCCACACAGGAGCUUCAAAGAAUACGUAGGCAAAAAAAACGAUCUGGGCAGAGCUGUGAUACCAGCAGCCAUCCUCGCUGGUUACACUGGAAGUGGUCCUAUUCAGCUCUGGCAGUUUCUCCUGGAGCUUCUGACAGACCGCAGCUGUCAGUCAUGUAUAAGCUGGACAGGGGAUGGGUGGGAGUUCAAGCUGACGGACCCUGAUGAGGUGGCACUGCUGUGGGGUCGGAGGAAGAACAAACCCAAGAUGAACUAUGAGAAGCUGAGUCGCGGUCUGCGCUACUACUACGACAAAAACAUCAUACGCAAGACGGCUGGCAAACGCUACGUCUACCGCUUUGUCUGCAACCUGCAAGGUCUGCUGGGAUAUGAGCCUGGAGAGUUGCAUGCUAUGCUGGACAUCAGUAGCAAGUAG